This is a messenger RNA of Pocillopora meandrina, 5406 nucleotides long. The record is from the annotation of a GenBank genome assembly. Lineage: Eukaryota; Metazoa; Cnidaria; Anthozoa; Scleractinia; Pocilloporidae.
UUUGAUUCUUGCGAAAUUGCCAAUCAAUAUGCGUUUUCGAGCAAGGAUGGUAGACAUCAAUUCCAUACAGCAUUUCACACGUAAGUCAUAAGAUUACAUCAUAAUUCGUUUUCUUCAGCAAAGCGAAAUAGAAAGCCGCAUCGUAUGACAGAGAUUGCAGAAUGGAUGCAGUGUAGUGCUUUGUUGAAUUGAAGGGAGGUACUAUCUUAAAUCGGUUUGUUUGUCCAUUUUGAGGAUGAAUCUCGCUAAUGUUAUAGAGAACAGUCCCUCUAUCUCAGAGCCACUCUCAAACGAUCAGCUGACUAUACGAUCACAUUUUUUCAGCCUUGUUACACUCAAAGUAUUGACACUUUCUCACACCUUUUGUAAAAUUUACGUACUUCGUUCUUUAAAACGUGUUUACAAGUCAAGAGAACGUUUAUUAAAUGUAUUUCCAUAUCAUUUCAUGUUGACAAUGUAGGUGUCUUAGGCACGGUAUCCCAUAUGGCCAAGACGUGUGCCUUGCGAAUGACCCCGACAAAACUUUAUUUCAUCCUGGCUGACAAUGCUGCACUGGGGGGAGUGUCCAUUUGGUGUGAAUUGAUACAGGUCUGUUAAAUCUGAUGAUACUAUUUUGAUAUUGUAAGGAGAAAUGACUGAUUAAUCAAUUCUGGGUUUGAAAAUUCUAAUUAGAUUCAUGGCUUAGAGGCCUUGGCAUCACACUCCCACUCAGGACCCAGUUUUUUGAAGGCUGAUUAGCACUAACCAAGGGUUAUAUUUGAUCCAGUCUGCUUUAUUUCUUUUUUCCAAAGCCUUUUAGGGAAAAAUUUCCCUAGUCUUGUUAUAACAUCCAGUGACUAAAUUGCAAGCAACAAGAUUUGAACUGAAUUUAUUUUAAAGCUUUCAGACCUGGAAUCAAAUUUCACUCUAACCCUGGGUUAUCUUGACCCAGCUUUGAACAACUCGGGUCACAUUUCCCAUCAGUACCCCUCCUGGGUAGGAUUUCAUUGUCCUUGUGCAAUGUACCCACCCACUCCACCCAAGUAAUUUACAAAGUGCCAACCCCAGCAUAAUGUUCUCUGAUGGUAAUUACCUAUUUGAAAACAAUUUCUGUGAAACUGGAUCCUUAAGAUAUAUAGAUGUCUGCUUUAGUCAUUACAACAUGCAUUGAUUUCUUUAUUUCAGAGCAACUUUUUUGAGGAGUAUCGCAUUGAAGGAAAGGAGGAGAGCAACAAUAUUUACCUUGAAUUGAUACCAGAAAACCUGAUGCGAGCCAUGAAAUCAGCCAGCAGUGCACAAGCCGUCAAAAUAAAACUUACUAAAAAACACGCACCAUGUUUAACUUUUGAGAUUACAUUGGUAAGUGAAGCUGCUUUGAUAGUAUUGUAUGAAAACUGAAAUUGUUUGAACUGUGUUUAAUGCAGAAAUUUCUCACCUUUUCAUUUCCAGGAAUUGCUGAAAAUGAAUUUUCUUUCCCUUUUUACAAUGUCAAUAUAUUUAAAAAAAAUGUAUUGUACCACAGUUGGCAGUAAUGACACAAUCUGAUUGGCCAGUUGCCACUGUCAAUAGGAGUGCAGACAAUGCUGCUCGUGUCAACGUUUCAUGCAAUGCCUUUAUCGGCUCUCAAACAUGGAUGAUUUGGAAAUUUUGACAUUGAUAUGGUGAUAAAAAAUCAUGUGAUGAUCAUUAUCGUUGGUUUAGCACCAGACCUCAUUUUAAAAAAGAGGCCAAAAGUAAUUCAGAAAUGGCCUAUUGAUAUAAUGGUAGAUUGAGUUCUUAACUUGUGACUGAAAUUCUUUGGGCAGCCAUCCCUCACGAGUCACACAAGAAGUGUAGUGCAUGAUGUACCAGUAGGAGUCAUACCUGAGAGAGACUGGGACGAUUAUAAGGAACCUGCUAUGCCUGAAUUUGAUGUAAGUGCUGUUUCAAUCCUAACUUCCUUGCCCUUUUUAAGACUUUUUGUGGUAGGUUAUCUACUGGGGUAGAAUCAUUGGCUUCAUUGUCAGCUGAAAAGGCAAGGUUAAGUCUGUACUUGAGCUUAAUGGCCCACUCAGUGGCAGCUUAUCCCAGUUUCCUAGAUGCAAACUGAUUAGGAGUAUUACCACUUCCCCUGGAUGGGAUGCCAGUCCAUUGCAAGAUAACCUCCCAGUAUUUCUUCAGGCUUCCCUGACAAUUCGUUGGGACCAAUUUAUACUUUUGGAUAGAGAGAGGCACCAUGAGAAUGAAGUGUUGUACCCAAGAACAUAACACAUUGACCCAGUCAAGUCUUGAACCCAGACCUCUCGACCUGGGGCCCAGUACACUGACCAAUGGUCCUUAGCAUCUCUCCAGACUCUGAGUCAAAAGAUCCAUGUUGACCCCCCAAUUGGUCACUGUUUCAUGUUCCUAGGCAAAGUGGUUUCCUAUCACAAUGUCCCUAUCCACUCAGGGAAAAAUGACAAGCUUUUACAGUACCUCUUUACAUGCAAAAAAUAAUGAAGCCUGCAGAACAGGCCUUAUUUUAUGAAAGCAAGUGCUUAAAGUAUUUUCUCAGUGAAAACUAAAGCUGCCAUCUUUGAUUUUUACAGUAGAGGAAGGCUGGAGUAAGAAAGAAAUUUGUACCAAGGGGGCUCUGGCAGUUUGCACCACAUCCCCCACAAGGCUUAAGCAACCUUCAAAGUAUGAUCAUAAUAGUUUAUAUAUAGAUGUGAUAAUAAAGAGAAUGCAUGGUGAAUGGCUGAUGUAUUUUUCUUUGUUUUUCACAGGUUAGCAUCUACAUGCCAUCCCUCACAGUUGUUAAGAACGUAAUUGAACGAAUGAAGAACCUCAGCAAUUUUUUGGUAAAUUUUGAUUUUACACUUUUCAAGUAACUGCACUAUUUAUGUUUUAAAUUCUCGAUUGAAAAAACCUUCAGGGUUUUCUUGUCAUAGAUAAAAGGGACAUCUGAUUGAGGUCUUGAGUUGCUGUUUUUCUUUUUCAUUCCAAACUUUUGCCAAUGUACGUCAUUGUAAGGGAAUUACUUUCGACGCUCACUUAAAAAUAGUUCUAUUUAAUAAGUCCAUUAAUUUUUGUACUUGUUUUUGUUAGAUUCUUGCAGCGAAUCAAAAUGGUUACAUGACUCUUGGAAUCGACACGGACUUAGCAUCUGUCACAACACAUUUCAAGAAUUUGGACACACCUACGUGGGGUCAAUAAUUUUUUUGUUUACCGAUUGAGUAGGAUAUUUUGCUCAGUUAUCAAAUAAAGAGAGUUGUUGACUCAAAACAGUGGUCAAACGUUUGCCCAUGUGCAAACGCGUUAAUGGCGAGGGCAUGACGAGAUAAACCGGUGAGGUGGCGUAUUUGCAGGGUUUCAAAACCAAGUUGUCUUGUAAGAGGUAUAGACAUACACACAAACCAGUGAGUCACGGUGUUUUAAAUGGAGGAAUUGUGGGUUGUGUGUGUAUUUAUUCGCUCUGACGAAGGGCUAACGCUCAAAAGGUCAGCUUUGAAAGUCUUUACGGUGACCAAUUUAUGAUACCAACUCAGAUGAUAAUACUAAAUUACCUUGUUAUACUCUCCCACCGACCCAACACUACAUUUUCUUUAGAAGCCUAUCCCCUUUAUCCUACUAAGAAACCCUGCUCUACCCCCUCCCUUGGAUACUUUCCUGCUAUAUCUGUUUUACUACCCUUGUGUACCACAAACUGCACCUUGUAAACUUCAGUUUUUCAAACAUUUACAGGUGACACAUCGUCUCAACAGCGGAACCGGGAUCCUGACAAGAUGGCAGAGGCAAGGGUUGAUGUUAAGAAACUCGCCACCUUUCUACACAGUCAGCAAGUUAGUCCAAACCGCGUCAUCUGCAGUAAGUAAAGAUCUUUUUAGAGCGCUUUUUGCUUAAUCUUCGUAAACCAUACCCACAGCAUAACCACACAUAACCACACAUAACCACAGCGGCUAAUCAGAAGGAAGGGAAAUAUCUGUUGUCCAUGUGAACUCGAAGUUAAAACAUGUAACCUGGGCCUCAUUGCCAGAAAAUGCGAGUGACCUGGACCUAGUUGUUCAAGUUUAUUAUGAUUGUUUCUAAAGCCAAAUAGCUUGCAAGAAGGCCCUCACUAUACAAGAUGCGCGUUUCUCCACCUGCGGGGAGAUUUGAGACGAGUUGAGGAGAGGUUUGCCAGGGGUCUGGCGCUAAUUAUCAGCGCUAGACCCCUUGCAGACCUUUCGUGGGCUCGUGUUGCUCCAAGCCUCGUACGUUCUCGCUGGUGAAGAAACACUCGUGCCUAAGCGUUGAUAAUAAUGGGCUAUUACAAGGGCUUGCUUGCAGCUAACGGCCAGUUGAAAACCUCUCUUCAAAUCAAUCUUCCUCAGCUAGGGCAAAAUCAUCUCACUGCUGAAAGGGUGUUGUUCCAUUGUGUUGUUUCAGGGGUUUACUUGCUCCCCUUGAAAGUAGCACAGUACUAUGACCUCACAUUGUGUAAAACGCUGCUGCAGCUUUGUAAAUCUAAACCAUAAAAUGCCAAAAUGUCUGAUUUCAAGUUCGACCAAUUUAAAAUUUCAAUCUUAUCUUUUUUAAUAGUUUCAUGUCAGAUUGUUGUACCAGCACUGGUUGCUUCUGAGUUGUUCUCUUGUUCAUCGGACUUGAUGCAGGGGGGGGGCAACUUGAGUCAAUUUUUACUGGUUAUGUGCCGCUGGCCUCUCAGAACUCCUACCCAUUAUACUCUAUUAUUUAGUCAAUUAAAGACUCCAUCUUGAUAACAUUUGCGAAUAUGGUUCAACUUCUUAACCGCUAAUCUUCACAUUUUUUUGAUCCCUACCUGCCAGAAUUUUCUAGCCCUCAAAGUGUCGAAAUUCUAUGACCUUAUUGUAGAAACCAUAUUGAAAAUGCAACCCCAUUAUAAUCAAUUCAGUCGUGAAAAUGCCACCCAAUUCAGUGGCACAUCCCCGUCAGCCUAUUACGAGGAAUCCCUCCCCCGGGGGGCGCAUCUCCUGUCAGAUAGCGGUUAUAAUAUUUGCUUUGUUUACUUUUCCACAUCAGAUAUUGUGCAUGGGAAGGCGGUCCAGUUUCUUCUACUUCACGAGGAUCUUUCUCUUCAGUAUGUUAUUCCAGCGGUUUCUCUCUGAUACUCGAACGAAAUGUCGCGGUUCGUACUUCGCGGUUCGUACUUCAUGGCAUGACAAGGCGCUCAGAUCUCACUGAGGCAUCUGGCACUGGACAUGACCUUUAUUCGUUUGAAAAGAGUUCAUAAAACAACCAGUUUGAAUUGUUUGGUUAUUGCAUUUGCCAGAACACACCACAUGAAGCUUUACAUUCGUUUCAGGCGUUUAACUUUCGCUUUCUCUACGCUCAGCAGUGUUGCAUGUAUUUGAGUUUGGUGUGGCUCAAAAAACUGAAAAGUACGAGAAAGACUGCAAAACUCGCUAUCUUUACGCCCAGCAGUGUUUGCAUGUAUUUGAGUUUGGUGCG